Messenger RNA from Pezoporus occidentalis (night parrot), 1269 nucleotides. Its product is annotated as globoside alpha-1,3-N-acetylgalactosaminyltransferase 1-like. Gene Ontology annotation, cellular component: Golgi apparatus; membrane; vesicle. The record is from RefSeq and is a predicted model, not a curated record. Lineage: Eukaryota; Metazoa; Chordata; Aves; Psittaciformes; Psittacidae. Gene Ontology annotation, biological process: carbohydrate metabolic process. The transcript has a single exon. Gene Ontology annotation, molecular function: globoside alpha-N-acetylgalactosaminyltransferase activity.
GGGCACAGUUCUUGGGUUGGUGCACUUCCUCUGUGGAAAGAUUAUUUUGGCUUUUCUUGUCCUGAGCAGAACUGAAAUCUGUCACAAUCUGUGACAUAAACUUUUAUGCCCAUGUAUUGUGUCCAUAAGCAUAGAAGCCUACACAACAGCCUCAACACCUAUUUCACCUGGAGCAUGUUCAGUAUUCCUGAAGUAUUCCUAAUGCCCAGUGUGCCUUGGUCAUUAGAGCUGUAGAUAGGUGGUUGGUUUGUCAAAGCAGGGAUAAUAUACCUGUUCCUUGUCUUCCUCUAUACUUCACCUAUUGCAUGUAUAGUGCAUGAAUCCUUGCAGCAAUAGCUGGACAAUACUCUUCAUCCCUUGUCUUCUUCCAUUCGUUAAAGCACCCUCCGUAAGCCACCACGCAUCCCCUGGUGUCCGCUGUGCUAUUCACACGUGGUGCUGCGCAGGUACACCAGGUUUGUGGGCCGCUUCUUGGAGUCAGCAGAGAAACAUUUCAUGAAAGGCUAUUGGGUGAACUAUUAUAUCUUCACUGACAACCCUGAGACAAUUCCCAAUGUCUGGCUGCAACCUGGAUGAAGGUUUGUCAUUGUUCCCAUCAAGAAAUACCCCAGCUGGCAAGAGAUCUCCAUGCUCAGGAUGGAGGCCAUAAAAAAGCACAUUGCAGAGACAAGCCGUCAGGAGGUGGACUACCUCUUCUGCCUGGACAUUGACAUGGUGUUUUACAAUGCCUGGGGGCCUGAGACCCUGGGUGAUACAGCAGCAACUGUACACUCUGCCUAUUUCAAUGUCCCUGGAAGCCAGUCCCAUUAAGAGAGGCGGAGCUCUUCAGCAGCCUACAUCCCUGAUGAAGAAGGGGACUUCUGCAGAGGAGGAGCUGUGUUUGGAGGGCUCAUCAAGAAAGCCUGUGAGUUCACGAGGAUCUGCCAUAUGACCAUCCUGAUGGACAAAGCCAAUAAGAUCAUGGCAGCCUGGAAGGAAGAAAGUAAUCUCAACAGGCACUUCCUCCCUCACAAACCCUCCAAGGUGCUUUCUGCAGAGUAUGUAUGGGAUGCCAGGAAGCCAAAACCCCCGGAAAUAAACCUCAUGUUUUUCCACAGUGGAUAGGAACUACAAUGAGGUACGAGAUUCACCAUCUGAUCCCUGCAGAGAUGUCCUCCACACACGCUCCUUCCUCAAACCGAAUAAGUAUUAGCUCCCACAGAACAUGCCCCACCAUGAGUUUUUGUUCCCAGUGUGAACAAACAGAAAGGAAGAUGUCAUAGUUUCUCU